Zasmidium cellare ATCC 36951 is the source of this 396-nucleotide messenger RNA. RefSeq lists its product as uncharacterized. The transcript has 2 exons. The coding region runs from base 1 to 396 and encodes 131 amino acids. The record is from RefSeq and is a predicted model, not a curated record. Lineage: Eukaryota; Fungi; Ascomycota; Dothideomycetes; Mycosphaerellales; Mycosphaerellaceae.
AUGACAACCCUCAAAACCCUCGACAACCUCCUCAACGACCUCCCACCCAACCCUUCCCCCAACCAACCCCACCCAACCACAAACCCCCUCACCACCUCCCUCCUCAAACUCACCACAGCCAUAGCGCUCUACAACCGCAGCGGCGCGCUCUUCGCCCAAAAAGCCGACGAGCACUUCUGGCCUUUCGCCGCGGGGUCUUGGAGUCGGGCACAGUACGAUGAGGCGGUGUGCGAGGCGGGGAGGUCGCUGGGGAAGGGGAGGAGUGUGGAGGAGGAUUUGAGGGUGUCGAGGAGGUGCGUGGGGGAGGCGAUGGAGGUGUUGAGAAGGGCGGAGUUUUUGAGGGAUGGGGUGGAUGAGAUUGUUGGAGGGGUGUAUUUGGUUUGUUUCUUGGAGUAG